Syngnathoides biaculeatus (alligator pipefish) is the source of this 3937-nucleotide messenger RNA. RefSeq names its product calcium channel, voltage-dependent, gamma subunit 7b (gene cacng7b). Gene Ontology annotation, molecular function: channel regulator activity; voltage-gated calcium channel activity. Gene Ontology annotation, cellular component: postsynaptic density membrane; AMPA glutamate receptor complex. The transcript is spliced from 5 exons. Lineage: Eukaryota; Metazoa; Chordata; Actinopteri; Syngnathiformes; Syngnathidae. Gene Ontology annotation, biological process: regulation of AMPA receptor activity; positive regulation of synaptic transmission, glutamatergic; neurotransmitter receptor transport, postsynaptic endosome to lysosome. The record is from RefSeq and is a predicted model, not a curated record. Bases 589 to 1713 code for a protein of 374 amino acids.
CUUAAUGUGCAAACGAACACAGGAACGAUGUGAAACAAAAUUAAGAACUUUCCAUUCCUCGCAGCUCUUGCUUACAAUGAACAAGAUAAUUUAUAUAUUCUUACAUCCUUCCAUCCAUUAUCUGAAGCCCUUAUCCUCACAAGGAUAUCGGGAGUGUGCAGUGUCCUCGAAGGCAAGGCACUGCUGCACUGCUCGUCUUUCAGUGUCAACGAAAAACAAGCAAUAUUAUCUUUUGUCAUUUUUUUUUUCCCACCGCUUCGGCAGUUUUCUUUCUCGCCGCGCACAUGAAAAUGCAACAAACUCAAUCAAAGCAAAGUAGGAAGCGCUGACAUGAAGCACAAGCUGCCCGAUCGCGCAUCCUAUGGCAGAAAGGACGCUCUCAACAAUUUAUGUUUUUUUUGCUUUUUUUUUAAUUCUUUUUAAGUGUUUUACCAUGAAGCGGUCAUGCGUUGGCUUCAUGCUAACCUUUAACACGAUUGGUUGAGGAGAACGUGUGACGAGUUCAUCUUUAGCGGUAACAAGGCAAGACAGGAGGAUGGCCAGAGGCCGUGUGCAUCCAAGUGUGGCUGUUUUACACCCCCCCCUGCUAUGCACCCCCUCCAAUCGGAACAACUUCCCUUACGUGACCCACUCAUAAAAUGUGCUGUACACACUCACAUCUGCGAGUCUCCUCUCUGUGCCCUCCAGAUGAGUUCGUGCAGUAGCCGCGCGUUGACCAUCCUGUCCACAGUGUUCGGGGCCUGCGGGUUGCUGCUGGUGGGGGUGGCCGUGUCCACCGACUACUGGCUCAUCAUGGUGGAGGGCGUCAUCCUGCAGCACAACCAGAGCAUGGAGGUCAAGAUGGCUCUGCAUUCGGGUCUCUGGAGGGUCUGCUUUGUGGCCGGGUCUGAAAACGGGAGAUGCGUUGCAUCGGAGUACUUCACCGAACCCGACAUCGAGAUCACCACUGAAAACACUGCGAACAUCCUCAAGAUGGUCCGGACAGCGACGCCGUUCCCGAUGGUGUCGUUACUCUUCGUCUUCACCGCCUUCGUCAUCAGCAACAUCGGCCACAUCCAGCCUCAGCGCACCAUCCUGGCCUUUGUCUCCGGAAUCUUCUUCAUCCUCUCAGGCCUAAGCUUGGUCGUGGGCCUGGUUCUCUACAUCUCCAGCAUCAACGACGAGGUGAUGAACAGGCCCAGAGAACCCGAACAGUUCUUCAACUACCACUACGGGUGGUCUUUCGCCUUCGCGGCCUCCUCCUUCCUGCUCAAAGAGGGUGCAGGGGUGCUGUCGGUCUAUCUGUUCAUGAAGCGCUACGCAGAGGAGGAGAUGUACCGACCCCACCCGGCCCUAUACCGCCCCCGCUUGUCCGACAGCAGCGACUACAGCGGCCAGUUCCUCCACCCGGAAUCCUCCUGGCCUCUGCCGAAGCGAGGGCGCAGCAUGUCCGAAGCCUCCAGCGACAUCUCCAUCCAGCUCAACCAGCCCCCACCUCCACCGCCCAAAAGCGGCGGUCAGAAGGGGGGCCCGGGUAACCCACCGUCCGGGUCCUCUUCCGGGGGAAGCUACCCCAACCCUGCGCCCUCUUCUGCCGGGUACCCCACGCACAGCCUGCCCAGGUCGCACUCACCGCACCCCCAAGGCCAGCCGAUGUCUAUGGCCGUGCCGCCUCCGGCUGUGCCCCCCCCUCACUACCACACGCACAUGCACAUGAGCGCCUCCCCCUGUUAGGAACAGGCAUUGACUCCUUUUCACCGUGUUCCAUUUCGAGGACAAAAUGUCCAACGUGGCUUAAAAGAAGUGAUGUCAGGAUUUAAGAUGGAUCAAGUUGUGCAAAAAGCCUUCAAAUUAUGGCAAGGAGAAAUUUGGGCACGAUGUUAGUGGGGAAAAGAAUUUCCUGGACGCGCCGACGGCAAGCAAGUGAUCGCAUGACUGAGGACGCACAAACGUUUAUACGUAGCGAUCUCAAGCCAGAAGUGGACAACGUGUGUACCUUUCUACGAAAUUGGAAUGUGGUUUAAUAUUUCCUACAUUAUCAGUCACCCUUUCAAAGCGGUGUGUUAUAUAUUAAGAUUAUUUUCACUUUGUCAACAAUACAGUACAGUAGUUGGUGAAUAUUGUAUGUAAAGUUUGUCACCGUUUUUCAAAGAAAUGCAAGCGGACGACGGUCCUAAAUAUCAUCGACAUUACGUUUUGUAUAUUUGUCUAAGUUAUUGUGCGUAACGUUGCACACUGGAAUACGGUACAUGUACUAUAGAUUAUAUUGAGCUUUGACACAGGAAAAAGACAAAAGGUGGGGCCCAGGGGGGCCUGAGGCUUUUGCCCAGAGACUUUGCAAUAGGCUGGUGGUGACAUCAUCAACAUUCUUCCAUAAAAUAGAUUCCCCUCUCUCCUGCAGACAGAUUUUAUCUGCCCGCUGUGGUUUUUGUGCACCGCUCAACUUAUUUGAAGGUCCGCGCACUAAAUGCUGAAACUGACAGUUUACACGCUCCGCCGGGAACUUGAUGGCCCUGGACCUGUUUUGCAGACCGACACAUUUAGGAAGAAAAUUGUAGAAAUAUUCCUCUGCGUAUAUCCCAACAGCAAACCCUGACGUGACAUUUUUAAUGUUGGUCAAGGUCUUGUUAUUUUUCCGAUUCUAGGUGUCCUUGGCUUACGAGGUUCCGAACUGCGUACAAUGAACGACUUGUCAUCGGUUGGGGUACAAAUUGCACACCUGAACGCCAAUGAUUGACUGCACACACCGGCGGCAGAGAAGCAUUUGACGUAGCAUUUUUUUUGCUAAGAUGAACACAGUUAAAGGUUUUUGCAAUAUAUAACAUAUCUUUCUUUAAGGGUUGUAUUAAAAAAAAAAAAAAAAAAUCAAGUCCCCUUAAGCCUGAAAUGUAGCAAACGGCAUCUGUUUGGCUUGUUCGGAUAUAAACUUAGGAAGCACAGUGGAACUUUGCAAAUUGAAAUGUUCGCAAACUGAGGUUUUGUUGCCUCAUAAAAGGAAUUGAAAUUAAACUAAUCUGUUCCAGCCACAGAGUAAUAUUAUAUUUACCUUAUUUACCUUAUCAUGUGUUUUAACAACGUUUCUGUGCAGUGUAAAAAUAGGUAAAAACGCAAUAUAUGAUGAUUGAAUAACAGUUUGUCAGCAAAUCACUUCGACGUUUCUUCGCCUUUUUGCGUAAUGUGCACAUUCACUGUGGUCAUUGCGAUCCCUCAAUGGCCGACACCUCCCAAAAUCCAGAGCUGCUUUUGCAGUGCAUUCUGGGUUGAGGUGGCUAUUUCAGGGAAACAAAAAAACAAAGAUAUCUGAAGAUUGGAGCCAACCGAGAGUCAAACAAAAGUGGAGACACGUCAUUGUUACGAAAGAUAAGCAGGGUUGAAGCUACUCAUUCAAAUAGACUGCAAGAAGAUUUGACAGUGUGUUUUUUUUUUAAAAAUGACAACAAAUUAGCAAAUACAAAAAUAAGUCAUGGCUUACAGUUAUGAAAUAUGCCUAGUAUUUGUGAAUUGUGAAAGAAAUUAAUGGCUGGAAGAUAGUUAGAGAAAUCUAAUAAGCUAGCAUGACAAAAACAACUCAAGCACUUUUCCUUUCAGUUUUCCCCAAUCCAACAUUUGUUCUGCUACUUAUUAACCUCAUUUAGUACCCUGGAAAUGAAUUGUUUUUAGCGAAAGAAAAAAAAACAGACCUAACUUAUUUUCUUUCACCACACAAAUAUUUACAGUCAUUCUGACUUUAUUACACCGUUUAUGUAGGACAGCGAUCUGACCGAUGUACAAAUUUGGACUAUGUAGCAGCCGUAUAAAUGGAACACUGUCGUAAACCAAGGACCCCUUGUACUACAAUAUAAUAUUUUUUGAUAUUUUUGCAAAAAUGACUGCUUGUGGAGCAUUUGUUGUCUUUACUCCAUCCAACAGAGAAGGUCUUCAAGAGUCAUCUGCACAAAUGGAAGAAGCACAGGGUAGA